UGUUUUUUGGGCCACUUCUUGCUGAGUUAAUUUAUUCAAGAAUCUAUGAAAAGAAGCACAGUGAGUACAGUUGGUGUUUGCAUGUUCUAAUAUUGUCUUCACUAAGAGGACUUGUGCACCAGCUGUGGAGUUCGCAUAAUAACAUGCUUUUUCUUAAUCGAAAUCAUCGAUUAUCUGAAAAAGCCAUUGGUUUUGAUCAAAUUGACAAAGAAUGGCAUUGGGAUAAUUUCAUCAUACUUGAAGCAUCUGUAGCUUCAAUACUCUCAUUGAUCAAUCCAUCAGUGACCAAUCUUCCUAUUUGGAAAACCAGUGGGAUUAUUUCUUGUGUAAUUUUCCAUAUUGGCCUCUCAGAACCUCUAUAUUAUUGGCUUCAUAGAUUAUUACAUUCACCAUAUUUCUUCCAACAUUAUCACUGGCUACACCACAGUUCUACAGUGAACCAUCCAUUUACAGCCGGUCAUGCGACCUUUUUGGAGCAUUUAUUACUUUGUGUAAUAAUGGGAGUUCCAAUUCUUGGGAGUACUUUGAUAGGACAUGGUUCAGUCAUCAUGUUCUACGGCUAUGUUUUGGUGUUUGAUUUCCUUAGAUGUAUGGGGCAUAGUAACAUUGAAGUUGUUCCUCAUCACAUCUUCAAAACCGUGCCUUUGCUCAAAUAUCUUAUUUAUACACCAACGUACCAUUUUCUACAUCACAGAGACAUGAAGACGAAUUUUUGCCUCUUUAUGCCUCUUUUUGAUGUUUUCGGAAAGACCAUGAAUGAAAUUUCUUGGGAUCUUCAUAGAGAAAUAAGUUCAAACGAAGGCAAGAAGGCAAACGCACCAGACUUUGUGUUUCUUGCACAUGUGGUUGAUGUCAUGUCGUCAAUGCAUGUUCCAUUUGUUUUUAGAUCGUGCAGCUCAUUGCCAUACGCGACAAAUAUUAUCUUCUUCCUGCAUUGGCCAGUAGCUUUCAUGGUGAUGUUGAUCAUGUGGGCUAAAUCAAAAACUUUCUUGCUCAGUUUCUGCCAUCUUAGAGGAAGAUUACUUCAGAGUUGGGUCGUGCCAAGAUUUGGGUUCAUGUAUUUUUUACCCUCUGCAAAAGAUGGCAUAAAUAGGCAAAUAGAAGAAGCUAUAUUGAAGGCCGAUAGGAUUGGUGUCAAGGUCCUUAGCCUC
Lactuca virosa is the source of this 1151-nucleotide messenger RNA. Lineage: Eukaryota; Viridiplantae; Streptophyta; Magnoliopsida; Asterales; Asteraceae. The record is from the annotation of a GenBank genome assembly.